AAGCUCCAAUCACAGCUCCAUCAUCACAAACGCCUUUCUUUUCCAGGUUCCUGCUUGUCGGUCUACCUGACACCGAUUUUUUCCAAUCCUCCCCCCUUUCCCAUAUCCCUUCUGUUCCUUUCGUUCCUCCAACCAAUUUGAGAUACCCAUAUUCUUCAUCAUCAUCAACAUCACCAUCACCGAAAAUGCAGGUCCCUCUCAUCCGUCUGCAGUGCGGCGUCAACUCGUACGAAUGGGGCAAAAAGGGGAGCGAGUCGGCCGCCGCCAGAUUUGCCGCUGCCACGCCUUCAGACAAUCUGUCCAUCCAGGCCGACAAGCCCUACGCUGAGCUGUGGAUGGGCACUCACCCCUCCAACCCCUCCAAAGAUCUCACCACCGGCCGAACCCUCCUCGAUCUCUGCGCCGAGAACCAGCUCCUCCUCUCCCAGUCCGUCGCCUCCAAAUAUGGCUCAAAACUGCCCUUCCUCUUCAAGGUCCUGUCCAUCAACAAGGCCCUCUCCAUCCAGGCCCAUCCCAACAAGAAGCUCGCCGAGCAGCUCCAUGCGCGGGACUCGAAAAACUACCCCGAUGAUAACCACAAGCCCGAAAUGGCCAUUGCCAUCACUCCCUUUGAGGGACUCUGCGGAUUCAGGCCUCUGGGAGAGAUUGCCCACUUUCUGGAGACGGUGAAGCCAUUGAGGACUCUGGUCGGAGAGAGCGAGGCGUCCCAGUUUGUGCAGGCCGCCAAGCAAGAGGGCGGUGAUGAGGCGGCCAAGAAGAAGGCCUUGCAGACUGCAUUUGGAGGAUUGAUGUCGUCCUCUCCCGAAGACAUUGACAGAGAAACCGCUAGCCUCGUUGCGCUCGCCGAGUCUGAGGGCGCCGACUUCGCUGCCGGUGGUGUGUCAUCGACCAAGGGCGCUGUCCUCGCCGAGCUUGUCACUCGCCUCAACGGCCAGUUUGGCUCCGAUAUUGGCAUUUUUGUCCUCUUCUUCCUCAACUUUGUCACGCUACAGCCCGGAGAGGCGCUGUUCCUCGUCGCCGAUGACAUCCACGCCUAUGUCUCUGGUGACAUUGUCGAAUGCAUGGCAGCUUCCGACAAUGUCGUCCGCGCCGGUCUUACACCAAAGUUCAAGGACGUAUCCACCCUGGUCGACAUGCUCACCUACAACUACGCGCCCAUCGAUGAGCAAAAGAUGACUCCUACCGAAUAUCCCUAUGCGACUCUGAACCGAAAUGCCUACAGCUCCGGAUCUUCUGUCAUGCUGUACGAUCCUCCGAUUGAGGAGUUUAGCGUUGUGCGCACUCUGCUUCGCGGAGAGGGAGCCAAGGCCACUUUUGACCCCUUGGAGGGACCCAGCAUUGUCAUCUGCACCGGUGGCAAGGGCACAAUCGCCGUGGGACCGACAAAACAGGAGAUUCAGGAGGGUUACGUGUUUUUCGUCGGAUCCACCGCUGAAUUGGUGCUGGAAUCCGCCGUCGGACAGGACGAGGAGUUUACCACGUUCAAGGCAUUCUGUGAGAUUGAUGCGUCUGGAAAAUAGAGGCUGCAAUUACCUCCUUCAAUUCUUUUCCACGAUAUCUAAAGAUGAAACGAAUUCAUGAGCAAUUGGGAAAUUUUGGUAGGGCAAAUAAUACAAAACAAGCUAGAAUUGAACUUGAACAGCAUUCAGUCAGGUAGAACAUGUCAUGUCGCGUCUUGUCUUCCAGAUGCCCACUACGUCACGUCAUUGCCGCUCCUCCGAAUCUCGCUCUCAUAUGAAGCUGUCAUUCCUGAGCGC
Trichoderma harzianum CBS 226.95 is the source of this 1757-nucleotide messenger RNA. RefSeq lists its product as hypothetical. NCBI's taxonomy places the organism in Eukaryota, Fungi, Ascomycota, Sordariomycetes, Hypocreales, Hypocreaceae. The record is from RefSeq and is a predicted model, not a curated record. The transcript is spliced from 2 exons. Gene Ontology annotation, molecular function: zinc ion binding; mannose-6-phosphate isomerase activity. Gene Ontology annotation, cellular component: cytosol. Bases 186 to 1520 code for a protein of 444 amino acids. Gene Ontology annotation, biological process: carbohydrate metabolic process; GDP-mannose biosynthetic process.